This is a messenger RNA of Lymnaea stagnalis (great pond snail), 6923 nucleotides long. The record is from the annotation of a GenBank genome assembly. Lineage: Eukaryota; Metazoa; Mollusca; Gastropoda; Lymnaeidae.
UUCAAGUGUUGAUGGUGAUCAAAUAGAGCAGGCUGGUCCACCUAGUGAGUACAAUAUAUGUCUUGUUUAGCUUGAUUGCUUGAAAGCUGGGUCGUAUUUUGGUGUUAUUUUAAAGCACAUUUAAGAGCUUUGUCUUUCCCACAUAAGUGAUAAGAAUAUUGUUGUUAAGGAAGUGAGUUGUUUGUUCUUUGUGUGUUUCUUUAUUUAUAAUGAUUGCUGUUUUGGCAUUUUAAAAAGAGCGUUUUAAUUGCUCUAUUUUAAAAUUGUUAUCUUAAGCAGAAUGCUUAUACCUAUGUUGGAAAUGAAUAUGUAGAAGUAAUGAAAACACAUUCCCAUUAAUUCGGAUCAAUAAAAGAAUCUUAUGUUAGAAAAAAUAACUGUUAAAAGAAACAAAAAAAACUUUAAUUUGAGAGUAGCUGAAAUUAGCUAUAAGUGCCGACCUGUCAGGUUUACCCAUACUUUGUACAGUUUUUAUAUGUUUGCCGACUUGUUUGGCCAUACAGCCUCUUGUACAGUUUUUCAAUGGGUUUAGAAAAGAGAUAGUUUUACACAAGGCACUCAUUCAAAACUGGUGCAAAAAAUUCAACAUUGGAGAACAAGAAGCUUAAAUCCCAUUAGCCAGUUCAAAAAGACCAAGUUGUGGAUCAGUUGGCCAUCUAAAUCUAGAAACAGUGUGAUUUCAUUGAUACCAUUCAUUAAUACUAAGACUGCUUAAUACUGUAGUAACUACUUUGAAUAGUAAACCAUGAUUAUAAAUCAGCGUAUGUCAUUCUUUACAAGAACUGCAGUGUUAGCAAGUGUUUUUUAAAAUAUAUAUUUAAUAAUCAAUCAAUGACUACGGUGCAGUGAAAAAUAAGGCUAUAAGUUUCACUAUGUCAAAAUGGAAGAACUUUAUUAUUUACUUGUUAAUUUAAAUACAGGUAUCUGUAUUACUACAGUUACAGCUAUCAUAAUUAACCUAUGAAGUAUGUCUGGUUACAUCUAAAUUGCUAUCAAAUUUGUCAACUGUUCAUUUUCUUAAAAUUGCUAUUGAUCAGUGUAAAAAAAAUCAAAAUUUGCCAAAAAUCUGACUUAUAACAAACAAUUUUCAUUUAAAAGAUAUGAUGUAGCCAUUUAUGAAUGUGGUAAACAAGCUUAAAUUUGCCUACAUCAAAUGGGAGACUAUUCAUUUUUUAUUCAUGCAUUCAAAACAUUGGUAAAAAAUGAUGAAAAAGUUAGUAAUUUAAAUUUUUUUUACUUUUCAUUUUUUUUUCUCUACAUUUUAUUUGUUCAUGCAGUUGUAGAGUUGUUGUUUUUUUUCCCACAAGUGGACAUGUAUAAAUUAGCUCGAUAGGAAGUACAUGAAAUGCUCCACGGGUAAACAAUGGGAUUAUUCUAAGCCAUCCUAAAUCCUUAACACAGAAUUGUAAAAUUAUCACAUGAUUAGUUAAGCUAGAAAACCAGCACAUAUUUUAAAUGUACUCUUAACAGUAAUGUAUACAUUACACAGUGGUCAGAUUUUUUAAUUGGCUCGAGGGACUUAAUUAAUGACUAAUCUCUUUUUCUUUUUUUUUUAAAUCAGAUGUCUGGCAUGGGGCUCUUUGUUGUUUCUUAUAGGUGCUUAUUCUUUUUUCCACAGAACUGGAUGCUUUUAAACUCUUGUUGCAUGUUGUGUCUCAUGUCCACACAACAGUUCAGUCCUGGAGGAGUGCUCCCCCUGCAUUUACUUGUAAUCCCACUACUCUACGCGUCUGCUCCCAUGCUAUUAAAAACACACGGCGGAAAAUGGAGGAUAAACAUGUAGUCAUCAGAGACUUGAAUGCUCUCUAUAAUUUAAAGGUAACAGUUUUCUUCUUACGUUUUGGAGGUAGUUUUAUUAAAACAGUUUGUUUGGACUGCAAUAAUGUUUACAGGAAAUAUAAAAAAUCCAUCCUAUACUGUCUGAUUGUUUAUCUGUGUGAUAUUUUAACUUGUGGAAAAUGUUGAUCAUAAAUCAUUUUGGUGGAUGGUUUUAAAUAUAGAACUUAGAACUUUAAAUAAUUAUGUAAAUGAAGUUGUAUAAUAAGUGGGUGGAUAUAGGGAAUAGGGUAGGUAUAGAGAAGAGGGUAUGUAUUGUAUGGACAAGAGGGUAGGUAGGCAUAGGAAAGAGGGUAGGUAUAGGGAAGUGGGUAGGUUUAGGGAAGUGGUCAGGUAUAGGGAAGUGGAUGGGUUUAGGGAAGAGGUCAGGUAUAGGGAAGAGGUCAGGUAUGGAGAAGAGGGUGGUAGGUAUAAGAAAGAAGUUAGGUAUAGGAAAGAUAUAGGGUAGGCAUAGGGAAGAGGUCAGACAUAGGGAAGUGGGUAGGUUUAGUGAAGAGGGUUGACAUAUUUUAUUAGCUAGAACUCAAUUAGUUAGCUCCAUUAGCUAAAGCUAUUAGAACCCUAUUUGUUAAAACCUUAUUAUUUAAAUGGAUAAUAGUUUAAACUCUAUUAGUUAAAAUGCUACUAGUCAAACGUCAGUGAAAACUCUAUUAUUUAAGACUCUAUUAGUUAAAAUGCUACUAGUCAAAUGUCAGUGAAAACUCUAUUAUUUAAAACUCUAUUAGUUAAAAUGCUACUAGUUAAAUGUCAGUGAAAACUCUAUUAUUUAAAACUCUUUUAGUUAAAAAUAGUAGUUAAAAUGCUACUAGUUAAAAUGCUACUAGUUAAUCUCUGUUAGUGAAAACUCUGUUAGUUAAACCUCUAUUAGUUAAAAAUGUAUUAAUUUAAAACUCUAUUAGUUAAAAUUCUAUGAGUUAAAACUAUUAGUUAAAACUCUGUUAGUUAAACCUCUAUUAGUUAAAAAUUUAUUAGUUUAAAACUCUAUUAGUUAAAAUUCUAUGAGUUAAAACUUUAUUAGUUAAACCUCUGUUAGUUAAAACUCCAUUAGUUAAAAUUCCAUUAGUUAAAACUUUAUUAGUUACUGGUUCUUAUAUUCCCUGCUCCAGGACAGCCCGCCUCAGUCAUACUUUGCCAUCUUUGAUGGCCACGGUGGAGUAGAUGCCGCCAUGUAUGCUGCCACCCAUCUUCAUGGUCAUUUAGUGUCAGACAAGUUGUUUCACGUGGACCCAGCCACAGCAAUGAAGCAUGCAUACAAGACAACAGAUAUCAAGUUUCUGGAGAAAGCUAAGAGAGAGGUAAGACAUUUAUUAAUGCCACUAAAGACUCAGCCUAGUUUCAUUUCAAGUUCUAGUAAAUUUUGAACUCAAUGUUCUUGUAACUUUCACGUCACCUUCUUGCAUUGUUUCUGUGGUGUGUGUGGGAGGGGGGGGGGGGGGUUGUGGUUGCCUGCUUUGAAUUAAAUUUUUUAUCCUUCCAUAAAUUUUAAAAAAACAUGAUCACACUCUUUUAAGUACAAGUGCUAAACUUAUUUUCUUGGCUUUAUAAAAAAAAAAAAUGUUUUUAUCAGUAUCAUGAAACAUAUACUUUUCUCCAGAAUUUGCGCAGCGGCACAACUGGCAUAUCGGUGUUGAUUCGUGGGUCAGAUCUCUAUCUUGGCUGGCUGGGCGACUCACAGGCCGUGCUCGUGUGCGCUGGACGACCAGCUCAAAUCAUGGAACCCCACAAGCCAGAGAGAGAGGUGAGAAGGAAAGAUCGGUGCAGAUCAAUGGCUUUUUUUUUUUAAAAUGAAUUAUAAUCUUAUUUGUACCACCCUUUAUUUUGGAAAUGUAAUAAUGAUAUUUACAGUGAUUGAGAAAACUAUGAUCCAUAAAACUGAUGUCAGUAGCUAACUUGGUUGAAAAUUGUGACACAUUUUUUAAUAUAAUAAUUAUAUAUAAUUUAUUUUAAAGUUGCUUAAAAAAUUUUGUUCUUUCAGUUAUGGUGUUUUAUUUUUGUUGUUGUCUCUUAUGGUUAGUCACUCCCCUCCCCCCCCCCCUCCCAUUCCCAUUUCUGGGGACUUGUUGGUUUAGGGUCCUCACACCAUGUUAAAUGUUAACAAGCGCGUCUCUUUAUUUUUACUUUUACGAUUUGAAAAUUUUUUUUUUUUUUCAGUUUUUGUGUUUUUUUUUUGUUGUUGUCUCUUAUGGUUAGUCACUCCCCUCCCCCCCCCCCUCCCAUUCCCAUUUCUGGGGACUUGUUGGUUUAGGGUCCUCACACCAUGUUAAAUGUUAACAAGCGCGUCUCAGCACUAAGAAGAUUGAGUGAAACACUGGUGUAGAUUGAAAGGAACAAAGGAAGAUAUGAAAGACAUUGGUUAUUUGGGAAAUAAUUGAAAGGGAUUGGAGGCAGAUGAAAACUAUUUAUUAUUUACAAAGACUAGAAAGUAAAGAAAAUGAGCAUGUUGUGUUGAAUACAAGAAGGCUGACCCAUUGAUGCUAUUCGUUGACAAGUUGUGUGAAAGGAACGAUGGCUUAUCCAUUGAUGAUAACUAGCUAUUGACUAGUUGUGUGAAAGAUAAGAAGGCUGAUCCGUUGAUGAUAUUCAUUGACUAGUGUUCAUGUCUUUAUAGCACAAUUGAUAUCUCUUAUGAUUAUCCAUGUCUGCAGGAUGAGAAACGACGUAUAGAAGAUCUUGGUGGCAGUGUUCUAUUCAUUGGUGUGUGGAGAGUUAAUGGGAAUAUCUCUGUAUCAAGAGCCAUUGGUAAGUGAAAGCAUGGGAAUAUAUCUGUGUCAAGAGCCCUUGGUGAGUGAAGGGAAUAUCUCUGUGUCAAGAGCCAUUGGUAAGUGAAGGGAAUUAUACCAUUGUCAACAGUCAUUGGUAAGUGAAUGUAUAGGAAUACAUCCGUGUCAAGAGCCAUUUGUAAAUGAAUGCAUGGGAAUAUAUCUGUGUCAAGAGCCAUUUGUAAGGGAAUGCAUGGGAAUACAUGUGUCAAUAGCCAAUGUUAAGUGAAUGCAUGGGAAUAUAUCUGUGUCGAUAGCCAAUUGGUAAGUGAAUGCAUGGGAAUACUUGCUAUUUAAACUGAAUUGUGGGAAACAUUAGGUCAUUUAAUCCUUUGCAGUAGAAAAUGUGUGUUGAUGAUCCUAAUGUGUUAACUGUAAGGUUAAUGGGAUGGAAAUCUUAAAAAUAUUUUGAUUUAUAAAUCACCAAGAAAAAAACUUUUGUGGACUCAAUUUAAGAAUCACUGAUAUUAAUUGUUGCUGGCUAUCUAUGGAUGUGGAUUGGUAGUGUUGUAAUGGGGGGUAUUAAGGGGGAGGGGGGGGGUCAGCAAUAUAAAAUAUCUUAUUUUUUACUUUUAAUAAGUUGUUUAAACAAGUUGUCUCCCAUGCCAUAAGAUUAUCUUUAUUCCAGGGGAUGCCACUCACAAGCCUUUUAUCUCAAGUGAUGCAGACGUCAAGAGUAUUAAGCUGACAGGAGAGGAGCAAUUCCUGGUGAUUGCUUGUGAUGGUUUAUGGGAUGUCCUGACACCAGCACAGGUCAGGAAUCAUCUUAAUGGCAUCUAACUCACCUUUGUAAUAAUCUCUUUUCCAUAUUAGACAAAUAUACACAAAUAAAAUGACUGCUAGAUUUUUUUCACAUGACUGUUGAUCAGCAAACUCAGUUGGUUUUUUAAUUAAAAUUAAAUGUUAACUUGAAUCAUAAUUUAUGUAAAUUUAAAUUAAAUGUUAAAUUGAAUCCUAAUUUAUUUUAUUAUUAUUUUAAAAAGUUUUAGACCUUAAAAUCCAAAAUAAUGUCUGCCAUUUUACACAGCAACUUCAAAUAAACAUUGUUAUUUUUACUAGAUGUUUACUAAGACUGUAAAACAUGAAAUUUUAAAAAAUUGAAAUGUGUCAACUUGAGAGUUGUUAACUUCUCUUGAUUUUUUUGUGAGGUAGAAUAGAUUUCUUAUCUAAAUAGAUUUCUUAUCUAAAUACAUUUCUUAUCACAAUACAUUUAUCUGAACAGAUUUCUUAUCUGAAUAGAUUUCUUAUCUCAAUACAUUUCUUAUCUCAAUACACAUUUCUAAUCUCAAUAUAUUUCUUAUCUCGGUACAUUUCUAAUCUCAAUAUAUUUCUUAUCUCGAUACAUUUCUAAUCUCAAUAUAUUUCUUAUCUCGAUACAUUUCUAAUCUCAAUAUAUUUCUUAUCUCAAUACAUUUCUAAUCUCAAUAUAUUUCUUAUCUCGAUACAUUUCGUAUCACACAGGUGACCCAAAUUGUUUAUGAUCAUGUACACAGCUCUCCAGAUGGACUUGAUGAUGUGGCCAGUCUACUGGUCAAAGCAGCCAGGGAUUCGGGCUCAUCAGAUAACAUAUCAGUUAUUGUGGUUUUCUUCCAAACAUCUUUGACCGACCCCGAGUCCGUCACAGACAGCAGCUGUUUACUGAAUGUGACAGAACAUUCUGACAGUGCUAAAGACAGAUCAACAAAAUCUACCUCAGUGGACCCGGUUGUCCCCAAGCCGACGUUAUCAGCCAAUGAGAAGGUCAAGACUAAAAACUACAAAAUGGGUCAGUCACAAACUCGAUCUAAGGGCAGUAUAAUGAAAUCCAUAUCACUUUACCUCAGCUCUGCGGCACACUGUUGGCAUUCAUAGCUUGCUGCUUAUCAUUGUCUGCAUUUUUUAGCAUGUUCUACACUACUGCUGGCAUCUUUAGUCCGCUAUAAACAAUUUACUCCACAACAAGAUCCAGAUGGUUUUGUCCAUCAUCUUGUGACCAUCACAACCAGAUUCUGAUGGAUCCAUCUUCUAAUCCACCUACAGCUGUCAUUACCAGAUUCUAUCAGGUCCAUCAUCUUAUGACCGUCACAACAAGUCUAGCAGGUCCAUCAUCCUACCGCUGCCAUGACCAGAUUCUGUCAGGUACUUCAGCUGUUAGCCAGCAGCAUGACCAGGGACCAGAGUUCACCCUGCAAGAGUCACUUUACAUUUAACAUAACGCUUUAAUGGUAGGGAUAUUUUGCUGGAGUUGCUCCACCAUAUCUGACUUGUACUUUUUAUCUACAAAAUUUACGCUAGUGGAAAUGAAAACUUUAUAAACAGAGAUGUCAAACUUGACUUGUUUCCCAAACC